AUGGCUGGUCAGUGUUUUGACGGAGAAGUGGUUUGGAUGCCCAUCUUAAAUGCAGAGAAGGUUCUUUGCCUGAAAGUGGUGCCAGAUUCGCCCCUACUGUCAACUGCUGCGCACGUUCUGGAUACCUGCAUGCAGCUAGAGACGACGCGGAGUCGCAUGGAAGCGACUGAAACAGAUGUCACCGCUCAAGUGCUGGCCGUCCUGCGUCAUGCAGGCAAGUGGCCUGCCGAAACAUGUGCUUCCAUGAUUGAGCUGGACGAUACGAGGGCUGUAGGAAUGGGGUCCAACAUCAAGCACAGGAGGCGUGCCGCUUGGCUUGCGUUGGCCUUGGCCUACGUGGUCUCUGCAGGGCACCGGCGACAUGUUAGCAAUGAGCACCUAACCCAGACCGUGACAAGCUGUGGGCUGGCGAGCUUGGCUACAGAAGCAUGGAACACAAAACGGAUGCCCCUCAGCUAUCCCUCCGUGGAAGAUGCUGCUCCCACCGUUGCCACCAGGGACGUCAGGGGCUCUGCAGUGCCUGCCGCAGGCUUUUCAGCCCCUGCCCCAAGGGCUCCACCCAGCAGCUCCAGCGAGCUGCAGAUUCGGGCCCGCCAGUUGGGUGCAGAUGAGACGGUAGUGAAUGACCCAUUCAUGACUGUAGAUGAGACUCUGGGAUCUGUCCUCUGCGCAGCCUGCGGCAAGCACUUUACGCCAGAGCAUGGGAUGAAUCGGAGGCACUUGAACUAUCGGAGAAACGUCCGGGAGACCCUCAUGUGGGUGCGGAACGAACGCAAGACCUGUCUGGGCAUACUCCAAGCCCAGGAGGAAAACCAGGUGACCCAGACCACGGCCGUGCCGAUGCCCCGUCCUGGCCCAACCAUGGCUGCAGCUACUCAGCAUGACAGCGACAGCGUUUGGGGGGAUGAUUUUGAGGUCACCGGAGCGACCCACGUGCCGGCGCAAACAGAGCCGGUAAACUCUUGGGAAGAUCUGGCCGUCCCAGACACGCCGACCCUAGAAGAAACCUACGACUUUGCCAUGCAGCUCUAUUCGAACUUUCGGCCGAAUGCUGGACUACGAAAGCAUUCUUUCAAGGAUCCCCUCGGUGUUGAGGAAGUGUGA
This is a messenger RNA of Symbiodinium necroappetens, 1104 nucleotides long. NCBI's taxonomy places the organism in Eukaryota, Dinophyceae, Suessiales, Symbiodiniaceae. The record is from the annotation of a GenBank genome assembly.